Messenger RNA from Diachasma alloeum, 742 nucleotides. RefSeq names its product ankyrin repeat domain-containing protein 39. The transcript is spliced from 2 exons. Gene Ontology annotation, molecular function: protein binding. NCBI's taxonomy places the organism in Eukaryota, Metazoa, Arthropoda, Insecta, Hymenoptera, Braconidae. Bases 18 to 536 code for a protein of 172 amino acids. The record is from RefSeq and is a predicted model, not a curated record.
UCCGGCAGUAGAGUAAAAUGGAGCAUCAAGGACACGACCACGAUGGAUGCUGUAAAUCUUCCGGUUCGAGUGUCAGUCAGAGUCUUAAAGAGAUGGAUUUCCAGCGGGGAAUAUGGUACGCAGCCCAAACAGAUGACCUGAACCGCGUGGAGAAACUCCUGCGCAGCGGCGCUUCACCCUCCGAAGAGGACUCGGCAGGGUACACCGCCCUGCACUACGCGGCCCGAUCAGGCAGCUACGAGAUCUGCAAACUCCUCCUAGAUCACGGUGUGGACAUAAACGCAGUGACUCGUUGCGGAAGGGCCACAGCCCUCCACCGAGCCGCGACCCGAUCGAACGACAAAAUAAUCCAGCUACUCCUAAAUUCCCGAGCCGACGCGAAUAUCCAGGACUCGGACGGUUACACAGCCCUCCAUCGUGCAGCGUUAUCGGGCUCAAAAUCUACCUGGGACCUUCUUGCCCCCAGAACGAAUCAAAAUCUCCUUGAUAACAAGGGCAGAACCGCCCUUGAUCUAUUGGAACCAGAGAAUCCGUAGAACAUUGUGCCGAAAAGAAAAAUUGAAUAAAUUAAUUCACGUAAUAAAAAUAGAAAUUUAUGUCCUAGGCCGUAAAGUGGGAGUUGGAAAAGUUUACGAGCCCAUGAAAUAUGGUUCACACGAAGAUUUAAAGAGAACAUUAAAUGAAAAAAACAGCACAUUAAUUGAACAUCAAUUAUUUUUACGUCCUAGGCAGAAUAAAUUCC